AUGACGAGGGUGGUGGAGGUGGCCGUCGCGCGCGCCGAUUGCGACGGCGGAGGCGCGGUGAGCAUUGAGCUCGCCCCGCCCGCCGCCUUCUCCUUCGUGGCGGGGCAGUACCUCAAGCUCAACGUGGCCGCGAUCGCGCGGCACGAGCACCCCUUCACCAUCGCAAGCGCGCCAGGCGAGCCGCGGCUCCGACUCAAGGUGCGCGGCGUGGGGGACUGGACCGACGCGCUGAGGGGCCUCGCCCUCCGCGGCGACCUGAGGAGCGUGAGGAUCGACGGGCCGUAUGGCGCGCCAGCGCAGCGGUACCGCAACUACCGCCGCGUCGUCCUCGUCUCUGCCGGCGUCGGCGUCACCCCCUCCCUCUCGUGCCACCUUGUGUGGACCACGCGAGAGCCCGCCUGGCUCGACUGGCUCGGCGACGAGGUGUACUCGCUCCGCGGCAGAGGGGGCGGCGAGGAGGUGGGCGUCUUUGUAUGCGGGGGCGCGGCCCUUGCGGCAGAGGUUGAGGCGGAGUGCAGCAGGGCUGGCGCGGGCUUCCGGUUCCACAGCGAGUCGUUCUAG
Molecule: messenger RNA, 561 nt
Organism: Emiliania huxleyi CCMP1516
Lineage: Eukaryota; Haptophyta; Isochrysidales; Noelaerhabdaceae
Exons: 5
Coding region: 1-561 (186 amino acids)
Cellular component (GO): plasma membrane
Molecular function (GO): oxidoreductase activity
Source: RefSeq, a predicted model, not a curated record